AUGAUAGAAUAUAAUAUUCCAGACGAUGUAAUAUUCACCAAAACGAUUAUCGAACGAGGUCAAGGUCUCAAUGCUCCUAAUGAAGGUUCAAAAUGUAAAAUAAAAGUCGAAUUUUGUCCAAAUGAUUAUUCAUUAGCAGAACAUACUUAUGUGGAUCUUCUUCCUUUGAAUGAAGAAAUCAACAUUCAACUUGGCUUCUAUUCUUCCAUUAUCAGUAAUUAUGUACACAAAAGUUUAUUUACCAUGAAACAAAAUGAAUUUUCUCGAAUAACUUUCCUAUUGCCAACAGAUUCAACUCCGAUCAAUAUCGUUGUUCAUUUAUUAUCAUUUGAACGUUCACCUGAGAUUUAUUCGCUUUCACUCGACAAUCUCUACGAAUUUGCUUUGAAACAUAAAGAAAACGCAAAUAAAUUUUUUCAAUCGAAAUCAUAUCUUCAAGCAUUCAAACUUUAUCAUCGCUCUUUAUGUUACAUAUUAAAUUUUGUCAAUGAUCAACCUUCAAGCGAAUAUUUAGAAAAAUUUAAUCAAUUAAUUCUUUCAAUUUAUUCGAAUAUGUCGGCAUGUCAACUAAUCUAUGGAAAUUAUCAAAAUGUUAUUGAAAAUUGUUCUUCCGCGUUGGAUAUUAACCCUAAUUAUGUCAAAGCACUGUAUCGUCGAGGUUCAGCAUACGAAAAUCUCAAUGAUUAUGAAUUAGCGAUGAAAGAUCUUCAAUUAGCUAAUCAAUUGGAACCGAAUGAUAAGAAAAUUGAAGAGUCACUCAAAUCGACCAAACAACGUUUGGAACAAUAUAAUAAAACAUUGGGAAAAUCAUUGAAAAACUUCUUUUAG
Molecule: messenger RNA, 828 nt
Organism: Adineta ricciae
Lineage: Eukaryota; Metazoa; Rotifera; Eurotatoria; Adinetida; Adinetidae
Source: the annotation of a GenBank genome assembly